CGGGUAUCGAGAGCCUCCAAAUUACCCGGACUAAGUGAAGAUUUUCACGUUCCCUCGAUGACAGAAUAUUGCGUGCUUUGGUGUUGAGCAUUGCGAAGGAAGGGAGUAUGCAGAUGGUGUGCUUGGUGUUUCUGCGGUAUAUAUGGGGCAGCAUGGCUUGAAGAUAGGUUGUCUUCAUUAUUAUUUCGUUAUCCUUUGCAGAGUUAUUUGGUGUUGGUCUUCCUUGUCAGAGUUUGCUGCAUAGUUAAAGCACUCAAUAUCCUAUAAUCCGAUAUAAUUGCGACGCUUGAUCUUUAUCUUCUUGUCUGUUGUCAGUCAUUUAAAGCGAAAUGGCACCCGGAAUUGGAAAUAUCAUCCUUCCAACCGUCAGCAUACAACCCACAAAACAACCUCUCCCGCGACGCCAAACCACCCUAUACCACCACAGCCAGGUAACAACCGACUCAGACGCUCUGCAAUUCGAAGCCGCUGCAUCCGAACAGCUCAAACUCCGCGAUGGCACAUCCAGUGACACACAAUCAUCAGAGGAAACCCUCCUGAUAACCUCACCCUACAACUCCCCAAACCACCUCCUCGAUCUAACAACGCUCGACACCGCAAACCAACUCUUCGCCAAAGCCCUCACCAUCUUCACCCCCAUCCGCCCCGGCUACGCCACAGCUCCAUAUCUCGAGUCUUUCAACUGGACGGCCGUCUUCUCGUUCCUCCGUGAACUCUCGCAAGCAGAGGAGUAUCACUUCCCGCGAACAAGUUUCUACGUCGUCGCGUUCCGGUCGAAACUAUUCCCUGAUACGGAUGGUGGCCGAUUAGGUCUGUUAGACGACCAUUCGCAUCGGGAGGCGACGGAAAGCGGGGGGUUAUUGAAAUAUUGGUUUGGGAGCAAAGACGGGGAGCAUCGGAAUUUGGCGACCUGUCUUUGGAGGAGUCGCGAGGAUGCACGGAAUGGGGGGAUAGGACCGUGGCAUCAGAAGGCGAGAGCGGCGGGGAGAGAGAUGUAUGAGAGCAUUGAUUUCAAGACCAUGGAGUUGGUUGUUGAAGAUGGAGUGUCUGGGUGGGAGAUGAAGGAUUGGAGUUAAAUGUUGGUUUCAAUGUGUAUGAGCAUGACAACAUAGCAUAUUAUUUGAUACCCUAACAUGCUAAUAGAAUGUUCUAUUGUUAGUUACAUGGAGU
This is a messenger RNA of Aspergillus ruber CBS 135680, 1170 nucleotides long. RefSeq lists its product as uncharacterized. NCBI's taxonomy places the organism in Eukaryota, Fungi, Ascomycota, Eurotiomycetes, Eurotiales, Aspergillaceae. The record is from RefSeq and is a predicted model, not a curated record. The transcript has a single exon. The coding region runs from base 330 to 1076 and encodes 248 amino acids.